CUUGUCCAGCUGCAAAACCAAACGAAAGUGUUGAGUGACACGAAGAAGUCUGGCAAGUCAAAGGGUCAUGCAGGCUCCAGUGCAAAUUCGGAUAGUGCUAAGUCAGCAGCAGUUCGUGCUCGAGAGAAGGCCGAACGGGCUCGAGUGCGAGCUGAGAAAUUGAAAGAAAAGGCUUUUGAAGCGAAAGAGCUGUCUGAGAAGCUGAAAUUGAAGGUCGAAAAAGCGAAAAGAGCUGCCGAUCGAGCAGCUUCUCGGUCAGAUAGAGAAAAAUCGCGUUCGGCAUCGUCUAAGUGGUCCAAACUGACUGAGCAAUAUAAAAUGGCCAAUCGCCGUUCAAGCAAGUUGCGAUCAUUGGUUGAGAAAGCUACCAAGCGUUACAAGAAACUACUACGAAAGGCGGAAAAGCCGGUAGAAAAAAAGCGCUGGGAACGGGUGAAGGAUGGUGGCAAGAAUCAUCGAGCUGAUGCAAAUGAAGCUGUUUUGGCCCUGCUUCGAAAGGAAAUGGCUCGAAUAAAAGAACGUACCGCCACUCGGACCUAUAUGUACGAGACAAAACCGCCG
Ostertagia ostertagi is the source of this 561-nucleotide messenger RNA. The record is from the annotation of a GenBank genome assembly. Lineage: Eukaryota; Metazoa; Nematoda; Chromadorea; Rhabditida; Trichostrongylidae.